UGUUAUUCCCAUACUGAAAUAGUUUCAAGCGUGGAAAUGAAACAAAGUAAGACAGUUUACGAAUUUACAAAAAGCUAUCCAGCUCUUCUGGGAUAUAAAUGAUGGAACCCGCAGAAAAAAGGAAGUCUCAUAUAAGCCCUUCAGAAAACAACAUUGAAGACACCCAUUUGCUUGAUAAAUAUUAUUUGAAUUCAAUAAAAUCCCUAAUGAAAGAUUCAGCAGUGGCGAAACAUCACAAGACUUUAGAAGAAGUCCAGAAGUAUAUAGCGCAAGUAUGUGAAAGAGAAAGAAAAUGGUCAAAGAAGUGCAGCUUAUUGCAAUCGCAGCUAAUGGAAAAUGAAUCAAAGGUCAAGGCUGCUAUAAGGCUCUCAGAAGAAGACAAAAAUAUCAUAGACACACUGAAGAAUGAGUUGGAAAAAGCUUGGAAAAGACUAGAAUUGAAAAGUGCGAAAGAACGACUUCACUCGAACGAUGAGAUACCAAGGAAAGGAAGCAAAAACCCAGGACAAGAGAAAAGCACUCAAACAAAAAUUAGUUUUAGAAAUGAUUCCAGUAUUGAAAAAAUACAAGAAGAGUGGAAAUCAGAAAAACGAAUACUGGAAGAUGAAUUAAUAAAGUAUAAGAAAUUGCUGGAGGAGAACGCGUUAGAAUCAGAAAUUUUAAAGAAGGAUAACGAGUACUAUAAGGAAUCAAUUAACGAGUUCAAAUCCUUGAUAAUUGCUAAAGAUGAAGUUAUUCAACAAAAUAUUGCUGAGCUUAAGCGUUUUGAAGAAUUGCAGUCUAUUCAUAAGAUGGAGGAAAAAGAAAAAGAAAAGCUCAUAGCUGAGAUUGAAAGCAAUAAAUUACAAAUAUUUGAACUGGAAGAGGAAUUGGCCAAUAAAGAUAAAUACGUCGAAGAGCUUUUGGUUGCAGUUAAGCAGAAGUCGGUUGAAAGUAGAAUAAUUGAACUGAAACACGAACAAGACACGGACUAUUCCGAAAAUAGUAAAUGUAAUUCGAAUGCCACACUUCUCAAAAAAUUUACAGCAGAAAAUGGAAAUUUAAAGCGAAGAUUGAAAGAACUUACAUCUCAAUAUCGUGCUCAUGAAUUGCAUUUGGAACAACUGAAGAAAGAUAACAUGAAGUUACAAAAUUCUCUGACUGAUGCUGAGAGAAAGACUAAGCUAAUUGAGGAAGCUUUAAAUGAGAAGGCUGGAACAUGCAUACAUUUGGUAUCUCUGCUGUCCCAGAAAGAUAAAGAAAUUGAAAAACUAAAAAUAGUUCUACGAGACACUGACAAAUUGAAAGAUCGAUAUGUCAACAAUAUAGGUCUUUUAGAAAAGAAAUUGCACGAUAUGAAGUUGGCAACAUUUGAGUGUAACAGUUAUAAAGAGAGCAUUAAUAGUCUAAAUAAUGAGGGACUCCAGAAGUCAUAAUCAUCGAAUCAUGGUUAAAAAAACCAUGAUUCGAUUCACCAUCGAAUCGAAUCAUGUUUUUGAAUGAAUGAAAUUUGUUCACGAAUCAUGAAUGAAAUUUGUUCACCAUCGAAUCAUGGUUAAAAAAACCAUGAUUCGAUGUAAAACCAUGAUUUACAAAACUUGUUACAGAUAAAAUGACUGAAAGGAGAGAGUAAUACUCAGCCAAAGUGUAUAUUAUAUACAAAGUCUAUUUCCAUUGGUUCCAUUUUCAACUACAAAAUGGAGAAGUAGACUUCCCAUAGCAAAUUGUGAAAAAAUUGUAUUGAUAUGAAAUAAAAUAUAAACAGUUACACUUAGGAUCUUUGACACAGUGCGGUACAAAAGAUCUUUAUUUUUUUUAGAAACCUGAAACAUAUUUCAUCAAAAUUUCAGUCAACAAUCAGUCAACCCACGAAGUUUGAAGAUAACUUAUUUACGAAAGUUUUAAGCUUAUUACACGUACAAGGUGCUUGAAAAAAAAAAAGAGGAAAUAUUUACAUUCCUAAAUAUUGAAUCUAAAUAUACACUUCCGUUUACAAAGUUUCUCAAAAAAAGGUAGGGAAUAUCAGGAAAACAAUGCUAAAAUUGUAGGCUCGAAGGUUCUGUAAACAUAAAAUCAGGUCUUUAUAAGUCCUUGAGAGCAAAAAAUUCUAGUUAGCAAAAUAUUACUAGUUAGUCAAAUAUAAUCAAAUAUAAAAUGUUAGUCUAGUUAGUCAAAUAUCAAAUGACCCAUACACACUAAAAUUACGUAGAGAUAUUAGAAAUACGUCACAUUUUAUACCAAAAUGAAAUGUUACUCAAAAAAGGAAACAACUGGAAAACAGAAAUUGCUCUUUUUAGUAAUUAUAGUUUCAGUACUGGAUAAAACACCAGUUAUUAAACUCAUAGUUCCCGAAAAAAUGUUAUUGCGAAUUUUGUGUGUGAAUGUUUUGCAUUUAACUAAACAAAGCAAAAUAAAUAUGCUAAUAAUUACAAUUUUUGCUCAAUGCGAACUACAUAAGAAGGUAAAUUUUGUUUAGUUGAUGAAUUCUCACUUCCAGUACUGAAGAAGCUCUCAUAAAAUUAUAUGUUUUCUUUUGAAAAACUUGGUAAUUGGAAGUACAGGUCUAAGAUAGGACCUUACGGGGAAAUUAUGGAAUGGAUUUAUGGAUUAGUCACCUUUUUCUAAUCUACAUGCAAACAAUUUCAUUUGGAAUUAACUGUAAAGCAAAUGGAGUUACGCAAUUUGUAUUCUGGUCCCUCUAGUUAAGGUAAUAAAGUUAUUACACAAUAGGUUUAUAUUUUAUUUAGCGUACU
Messenger RNA from Stegodyphus dumicola, 2732 nucleotides. Its product is annotated as cilia- and flagella-associated protein 58-like. The record is from RefSeq and is a predicted model, not a curated record. Lineage: Eukaryota; Metazoa; Arthropoda; Arachnida; Araneae; Eresidae.